UCUUUCUUCUCUCUUAUUUCCCCAUUAAAAUCACCCUCGUCAAAAUCCUAAAUAUAAGCUUGGAAAUCCAACUUUUUAUCAAAGAGUUCAAACACAGUUUUCAUUUCGGUCUGUUUCAGCUUCCUCUUUACCGAAUGGCUAUGGAACCAAACUUGAUUGUGCAAGAAACAUACUUUGAGUCUGAUGGAGAUACUUCACUCAAGCACAAAUGGAAUUCGAUAUCAGAACCAACAACAGACCUUGAAAAAGAUUCCAGCUGCUUUGAUUGCAGCAUUUGCUUUGAUUCAGCAAAAGAUCCAGUAGUCACCCUUUGUGGUCACUUGUACUGCUGGCCAUGCAUUUACAAGUGGCUUCACAUCCGAACUUCUUCCCUCGACGCAGACCCGCAACCGAAGAACUGCCCUGUCUGCAAGGCGAACAUCUCUUCUGGUUCAUUGGUUCCACUUUACGGCCACGGCACAUCUUCACAGUCUCAAUCCAAGAAUCCCCAUUCAGAUAUGGUCAUUCCCCAAAGGUCACCUCCUACGUCGAACAUUACGACCACUUCGCAUAUAAAUCAUGAAAACUUCCUUCAUAACCAGCAAUACUUCCCUCUCCCUUAUAGUGGAUAUGCAACCUUGGCAUCAUCCGACCUCGGUGGUAUUGCGAUGACAAACUUCUUCCAUCCGAUGAUUACGAUGUUGGGAGAAAUGGUAUAUACUAGAAUGUUUGGAAGCUCCAACACGAGUAUGUUUGGUUAUCCUAACCAAGCUUCGUACCCUUUGCUAAGGAACAAUAAUCAUAGGAUGAGAAGGCAAGAGAUUCAGGUUGACAAAUCUCUUAGUAGAGUAUCCAUGUUUCUUUUCUGUUGCACCAUUCUUUGUCUUGUCUUGUUUUGAGAAGUAUUGGAUUUUAGCUUGUACAGUUGCA
This is a messenger RNA of Hibiscus syriacus, 909 nucleotides long. Its product is annotated as E3 ubiquitin-protein ligase RMA3-like. Gene Ontology annotation, cellular component: endoplasmic reticulum. Lineage: Eukaryota; Viridiplantae; Streptophyta; Magnoliopsida; Malvales; Malvaceae. Gene Ontology annotation, biological process: ubiquitin-dependent protein catabolic process. Gene Ontology annotation, molecular function: ubiquitin protein ligase activity; ubiquitin-like protein conjugating enzyme binding; metal ion binding. The coding region runs from base 135 to 878 and encodes 247 amino acids. The record is from RefSeq and is a predicted model, not a curated record. The transcript is spliced from 2 exons.